Molecule: messenger RNA, 3321 nt
Organism: Coffea eugenioides
Lineage: Eukaryota; Viridiplantae; Streptophyta; Magnoliopsida; Gentianales; Rubiaceae
Product: pentatricopeptide repeat-containing protein At3g24000, mitochondrial
Exons: 1
Coding region: 305-3166 (953 amino acids)
Biological process (GO): RNA modification
Molecular function (GO): RNA binding; protein binding; zinc ion binding
Source: RefSeq, a predicted model, not a curated record
UAGGUACUGCAGGAGAAAGCUUCCAACUCUCAAACUUGGCCUGCCAUUCAAACUCAAAUUCUCUACUGCUUCUUCAGCACAUCUUGCAAUCGUCGACUACGUUAGAGUUUCUCGAAAACCCAUCUCAGAACCAUGGAAAGAAGAAGAGGACAUAACCGACAACGAAAGCACUCUUCACUACAUUCUCGACCAUCCCAACCCAGAAAUCUCUGCAUUUUUCAGCAAAGGCUUCUCACAAAUCACAAACAACUUAGUCGGCCGUGCUUUGCACGGGCUCUUUGUGAAGGACCUGAGACAGUCAUGGAUGUUGAGCAAUUUAAGUAUUUUCCAUGUAAAUACUUUGAUAGGGAUGUAUUCGAAAUUUGGGAAAAUUCAAGAGGCACGGCACGUGUUUGAUCAAAUGCCGGCGAGAAAUGAUGCUUCGUGGAAUAAUAUGGUUUCCGGUUAUGUUAAGAUGGGUUAUUACAUUGAUGCGACUAGGCUCUUCGUUGAAAUGUUGGCUCGAGGGAUUCAGCUAAGUGGGUUUGUUAUUGCGAGUUUAUUGACUGCUUUUGUUAGGGUAGAAUGCAUGGUUUUUGAAGGGCGUCAAAUUCAUAGCUUGGCGUUGAAAAAUGGGCUGCUGCUACAUGAUGUUUUCGUAGGCACUUCGUUAUUGCAUUUUUACGGUGCAUAUGGGUUUAUGUCGAGUGCUAGAAAGCUCUUUGAGGAGAUGCCUGAAAGAAAUGUGGUUUCUUGGACUUCAUUCAUGGUUGGGUUCUCCAAUAAUGGAGAUGCUGAAGUGGUUGUUGAUUUAUAUCAAAGAAUGAGACUUGAAGGAAUUGGUUAUAAUCAGAACACGUUUACUACUGUUAUUAGUUCUUCUGGCGCUCUUGAUGACGAAUUUUUGGGUCAUCAGGUGCUUGGUCAUGUCAUAAAGUCAGGAUUUGAGGAAAACAUUUCUGUUGCUAAUUCGCUUGUGUCCAUGUUUGGUAGCUUCGGUGGUGUAAAACAAGCAUGCUAUGUUUUCAAUAAUAUGGUUGAACGCGACACCAUAUCAUGGAAUUCAAUGAUAGCUGCUUAUGCAAAUAAUUUACUUUGUGAGGAAUGUUUUACAUGUUUUGAUGUGAUGCGCUGUGAUCAUGGUGAUAUAAAUGCAACCACACUUUCCACGUUGGUCUCAGUCAGCAGUACACCCGAGAAUUUGAAGUGGGGAAAGGGGAUUCAUGGUUUAGCAGUGAAAGUGGGAUUUGAUUCAAACAUUUGUUUGUCUAAUACUCUUUUUACUAUGUACUCAGAGACUGGUAGAUCCAAAGAAGCAGAAAGUUUGUUCCAGGGAAUGAAAGAUAAGGAUUUAAUUUCAUGGAACUCAUUGAUGGCUGGUUAUGUUUCUGAAGGGAGGAGCUCAGAUGCCUUAAGAGUGUUGGGUGGCCUUUUGGGCAUAAGAAAAUUUAUCAGCUAUGUGACUUUUGCAAGUGCAUUGGCUGCUUGUUCUGAUCCUGAAUUCCUCGUUGAAGGCAAGAUAGUCCAUGGACUUGCCCUCAUAUUUGGAUUCCAUGAAAAUUUGAUAGUUGGGAAUGCAUUGGUCACCAUGUAUGGAAAGUGUCAGAUGAUGUCAGAAGCUAAGCAGGUAUUCCAGAAAAUGCCUGAGCUCGAGUUGGUUACAUGGAAUGCACUCAUUGGAGGGUAUGCUGAGAAUGAAGAACCAGAUGAGGCUGUGAAGGCCUUUAAGUUGAUGAGAGAAAAAGGCGAACCUGCAAACUACAUUACCAUGAUAAGCGUUCUGGGUGCUUGCUCAGCUCCAUCCUACCUACUGAGAUUUGGAAUGCCGUUGCAUGCACAUAUGAUUCUGACGGGUUUUGAAACAAAUGAAUAUGUUAAGAACUCCCUCAUUACAAUGUAUGCUAACUGUGGUGAACUCUCUUUGAGUAAUAUAAUCUUUGAUGAAUUGGUUAACAAGACCUCUGUAACUUGGAAUGCCAUGCUUGCUGCAAAUGCUCAUCAUGGGCGUGGAGAAGAGGCUCUGAAACUUAUCCUGGAGAUGCAAAGAGCUAAAGUGGAUUUUGACCAAUUUAGCCUUUCUGCUUCACUGGCGGUAGCAGCAGACUUGGCUUCCUUGGAGGAAGGCAAACAACUUCAAGGGUUGGCCAUUAAACUGGGGUUUGACUCGUAUCACUAUGUUAAAAAUUCUACAAUGGAUAUGUAUGGUAAAUGUGGUGAGAUUGAUGAUAUCCUAAAAAUGCUUCCACAACCGAAUUUGCGGUCACGAUUGUCUUGGAAUAUAUUAAUAUCGUCUUAUGCUAGGCAUGGGUAUUUUCAAAAGGCUAGGGAAACUUUUCAUGAAAUGCUGCAGUAUGGUUCAGAACCUGAUCAUGUCACUUUUGUCUCUCUCCUAUCUGCAUGUAGUCAUGGGGGUCUCGUUGAUGAGGGUCUUGCGUAUUUUGCUUCGAUGACUUCAUUUUUUGGUGUCCCAUCUGCAAUAGAGCACUGUGUGUGCAUAGUUGAUCUUCUUGGACGAUCAGGAAGACUAGCUGAAGCUGAAGCAUUUGUGACAAAUAUGCCAGUCCCACCAAAUGACUUUAUAUGGAGAAGCUUGUUGGCAGCAUGUAGAAUACAUGGAAACAUGGAUUUGGGAGAGAAAGCUGCUAAACGUCUUCUUGAAACCAAGCCAUCGGAUGAUUCAGCUUAUGUCUUAUAUUCAAAUGUCUGCGCAGCAUCUGGGAAAUGGCAAGAUGUACAGAAUGUAAGGGUUGAAAUGGAAUCAAAUAGUGUAAAGAAGCAGCCUGCGUGCAGUUGGGUUAAGUUGAAAACUGAAGUUAGUACAUUUGGAAUAGGAGAUCGUUCUCACCCAAAGUCCGAGCAGAUAUACGUUAAACUUGCGGAGCUGAGGAAAAAGAUAAAUGAAGCAGGCUAUGUUGCUGAUAUUAGCUUUGCUUUGCAUGACACUGAUGAAGAACAGAAGGAGCACAAUUUGUGGAAUCACAGUGAGAGACUUGCACUUGCAUAUGGUUUGAUAAGUACUCCUGAAGGUUCGACCUUGAGGGUUUUCAAAAAUCUUCGCGUUUGUGGAGAUUGCCAUACGGUUUUCAAGUUUGUGAGUAGUAUAGUCCAAAGGAAAAUCAUACUGAGGGAUCCUUACCGGUUUCACCAUUUUAGAGAUGGCAAGUGUUCUUGUGGAGACUACUGGUAGAAGAGGGGACGGUUUUGAACUGAACUUUUGUUGAGUUUAGGCAGCGAGAUCCUUAACCACCGUCAAUACUUAGGCUGUAGCUGACAUAGCGAACCAAUUGGCUUUAUAAUUUGUACAGAGAAUUUCUUUCCCUUAUUCCAUCAUCGGGCGUUGCC